Molecule: messenger RNA, 1467 nt
Organism: Zingiber officinale
Lineage: Eukaryota; Viridiplantae; Streptophyta; Magnoliopsida; Zingiberales; Zingiberaceae
Product: protein PSK SIMULATOR 1-like
Exons: 1
Coding region: 1-1467 (488 amino acids)
Biological process (GO): positive regulation of growth
Source: RefSeq, a predicted model, not a curated record
AUGGGAGUCUCUAAGGUUCUCGCCGACCUCCGGCCUCGCCGAGCAUCCAGUUUCGAUCUUCCGCAUCGUCCCGUCGUAGGAAUCCUCGCCUUCGAAGCCGCCGCCGCUAUGUCGCGCCUUGUCUCGCUCCACCACUCCCUUGCCGACGAUGAGGUCCGCCGCCUGCGAGUAGACAUGAGGUCCCCAGGCGUCGCCUACCUGAUCUCCAAUGACCAGGCCUUUCUACUCCGGGUUGCCUGCGCGGAGAUUCUCGCCGAGCUCGACAAGGCUGCGGUCACCGUCUCCUUCCUCGGACACAAGUGCUGCGACCCCUUGCUUCGUGGCUUCGACCGGCUCUACUCCGACCUCAAGGCCGGCGCCCUAGGCAGCCCCUUGUCCCUUCGCGAGGUCCGCGCCACAGCCGACCUCGACCGCCUCGGCCUUGGCUCCACCGCAAAGCGGGUGGAGAAGCGGAAGGAGAGGAUGGAGAGGUACGUGGCGACGACAUCAGAUCUCUAUGCGGAGAUGGAGGUGCUCAAUCAGCUGGAGGCUUCGGAGAAGCGGAUUGAGCUGCAGCAGCAGCAGCAGCAGUGGCGAGAGCAUAGUGGUCCAAUUACGCUGCCGAAGCCGCCGGGCGUGACUUCGGCGCUGAAUCCGAUCCAUUUGGAGCUUCGUGCGCAGCGCCACAGGGUCCGCCGGCUCAAGGAAGAGUCACUGUGGAACAAGACCUACGACAAGACGGUGGAGCUCAUGGUCCGAGCAGUCGUCACCGUCUUCGCCAGGAUUUGCGACGUCUUUGGCCCCUGCGUCCUCGGUUUGCCUCCCAGCCGCCACCAAAUCCACCAAUUUAACCCGAGUCACCCCGGCAGGCAUUCCUCCGGGCCGUUGGAUCGCCGCGUGGUGCCGCAGCAGGUGCAAUCCUUGAGGAAUUCAGCUCCGAUAUUGAGUGUGACGGCCAAUGAUACGCUCGAACCAACGCCAUUCGACCGUUUGAGAAAAUUGCUGAAAGAAUCCCCGUCGAGCACCGUCGGCGGAUCGGGGCUCGCGUCUCGGUACGCCAACUUGAUAUUGUCGGCUCAGGAGGUGUAUCAAGAACGACAACAAACGGGUCCUCAGGAGGAGGAGAAGGAUGCAGCGGCGGCGGCGAGAGAGAAGUUGUUCCAGAUGAUGCCGUCGGGGAUGCGGGCGGCGGUGACGAUGAAGCUGAGGGAAUGCUGGCGGAGGGAGGGCGGGAAGUCGUCGGCAGACGCCUCGAUGGCUGAGGGGUGGAAGGAUGCUGUGGCGGCGAUCCUGGGCUGGUUGGGGCCGGUUGCGUGCGACACGUUGCGGUGGCAGGAGGAGCGCACCAUGGAGAGAGAGAAACGAUUCUACACCCGGCCGCGGGCGCUGCUGCUGCAAACGCUGCACUUCGCCGACGUCGAGAAGACGGAGGCGACCAUCGUCGAGGUGCUGGUGGGGUUGAGCUGCAUGUCGUGGUACGAGGAAUGA